Pieris rapae (cabbage white) is the source of this 2283-nucleotide messenger RNA. Its product is annotated as zinc finger protein 2 homolog. The record is from RefSeq and is a predicted model, not a curated record. Bases 89 to 1633 code for a protein of 514 amino acids. Gene Ontology annotation, molecular function: RNA polymerase II transcription regulatory region sequence-specific DNA binding; zinc ion binding; DNA-binding transcription factor activity, RNA polymerase II-specific. The transcript is spliced from 5 exons. Gene Ontology annotation, biological process: regulation of transcription by RNA polymerase II. Gene Ontology annotation, cellular component: nucleus. Lineage: Eukaryota; Metazoa; Arthropoda; Insecta; Lepidoptera; Pieridae.
UGAUAUAUUUCAAUGUUUUGAAUUUUGAAAUAGCAUUUUUUAUAUUAAUACCUAAGUGAUAUGUAUUAAGUGACAAUAAAUAAUUAAAAUGGGAUCACCAAGUGUCUGCCGUUGUUGUUUAGCUGAAGGAAUGCACAGAGACAUUGAUAUUCCAUACAUUAAUAAAGAAAGUAAAGAAAUUUAUUCAAAAAUGCUUCAGGAAUGUUUUAAUAUUGAUCUAUCUACUCAGGAGUCAAAGUCAAUAUGCCUGAAAUGUAUAGCAAAGUUAAGAGAUGCCCAUGAUUUUAAGCAGCAAGUUGCGUAUGCAGAAAAGAUAAUUUCUAGAAUAUUGCAGGAGAAAAGGGUUGAUGCAGUAACUAUCAAGUGUGAAAUGAAGUCCGAGGAUGAGAAUUGUAAUGAUGCAGAAGACAGCCUAUUCUUAAAUGUUGUAAAAGAAGAAGAAUUAAAAAAGAAAACAAAAGAAAAAGUUAAACUGAAAAAACCAAGAGGACUGAAGAGAAAUUUAGCUCUUAUUAAAAGAAUUUCAAAUGUAAAUGAGCUAAAAUUAAUUGCAAAAUCUCCACAUGAGAAGGACAAACAUAAGGAAAAUCUGGCAAUACUUUUAAAAUACUCAAAUGUAUUGCCUUUUAAGGACAGAUCCUUGGUUGGCUUCAUCUGUGGAUAUUGUGAUAAAACCUAUGAAGAUCCAUUAGAUCUUAGAAUGCAUACGGAAAUUGACCACAAGAGUCAGAGGCUGGAACUAUACACACCAUCGGACUUAAAUGACUAUCAAAUAAAAUUGGAGGUCUCUAACCUAAAAUGCACAAUAUGCGAAGAACAUGUAGAAAAUUUACAAAAACUCAAAGAGCAUUUAGUGAAUAGCCACAAUAAAUCCAUUCAUAAUGACAUUAAGGACCACUUAACUCCCUUUAAAUUGACAAAAGGCGAUAGUUUUAACUGCAUAAUGUGUGCUUCGACAUAUGAAACAUUCAAAAUGCUCAAACAACAUAUGAAUGUACAUUAUAAUAACUAUGUAUGCCAUUGUGGAUCCACUUUCAUAACCAAGAGAUCUCUGAAUGCACACAAAACUACCCACAUUAAGGGUAGUUUUAAAUGUGAUUUAUGUGAUAAAAUAUUUUCAAAUCGAGCUAAGAAAUCUUACCAUGAAAGAACAUCUCACUUAGGCUGUCGAAAUAUAAGUAACUGCCCAUAUUGUGAUGAAUCGUUUCGAAGUUACUAUCAACGGAACCAGCAUUUGGUGAAAGUACAUAAUACAGAAGCACAGUAUAAGUGUAAUAUAUGCAACAAAGGGUAUAUUCUAAAGAGCCUUUUAAUGACCCAUAUUAAAAAAAAUCAUAUGAUGGAAAGGAAUUACCAAUGUGUAGAAUGUGGGUACAAGUUUUUUAAUAGGAAAACACUAAAGGCUCAUAUGGUAAAGCACACUGGGGAGAGGAAAUAUGCAUGCGAGAUAUGUACUAAAUCAUAUGCAAGGAAAUAUACAUUAAGAGAACAUAUGAGGAUACACAAUAAUGAUAGAAGGUUCAAAUGUGAAUUAUGUGGUAAUGCAUUUGUGCAAAAGUGUAGUUUGAAAAGUCAUUUGCUGUCCCACCAUGGUAUGAGUAUUCCAGCUAGUGAGAUAUCUGUUACAUCUUAAAAUAUUGUCUCUUCAAUUUUUUUUUGCCGUCUCAGGAAAAUUCGUAGACAUGCUGAGAUAUGAGUCAUUUUAAAAUAUAGCCUAUAGGUAAUAAAGAAAAUUUUACUGAUACUGCUUUACGAAAAGAAUUUUUAAUUCACGGAAAAAACGUCAUAUGACUAAGGUCUUUUAUUUGGUAUAUUUAAGUCUAAUUUAAUUGUUGCUUUUUAAUACUGUCAAUUAGAUGUUCGUAAAUUUAAAGUUAUAACCUGAAAUGCUAACAUUUAAAUGAGAUAAGAUGUAAAAACAUAUUUUGAAUUAAACUAAGGAGUCUUGAUUGGUUUAAAUCAUAAACAGAUGGAAACGAUAAAAUUAAGAAAUAUUGCUAUUUUAUAGAAUUCUAGAACCAUAUAUAUACAUUAAACCAUUAAUGGGACUACAACGGUCAAACAAAAACAGUUUCCUCGUUAGUGGUAUAAUCUAUACAAAAAUAAGUAUUCUGUGCAAUUUAUGCAUAAAUCCCCACUGUAUAAGCAUACUCUGUGAUAUACAUACAACAAAGACAAUUAUUUGAUUUUUAUAAAAGAAAACUAAUUUUUUUAUGAAGAAAAUAAAUGUGUUUAGUCAUAAUCCUAUAUUUCAGAGAAAUAAUAAAUUUACAAAGGUUUUUA